Molecule: messenger RNA, 2172 nt
Organism: Venustampulla echinocandica
Lineage: Eukaryota; Fungi; Ascomycota; Leotiomycetes; Helotiales; Pleuroascaceae
Product: Patatin-like phospholipase-containing protein
Exons: 3
Coding region: 1-2172 (723 amino acids)
Biological process (GO): lipid metabolic process
Molecular function (GO): triacylglycerol lipase activity
Source: RefSeq, a predicted model, not a curated record
AUGGCGGACCAGCGGACCUCCACGAGUGGCCCUGCGCCCAACAGCCCAGAGGGCUACGAUUCCUCACUCCUCCCAGAUUUCGAUCAUGAAUUCCUGUCCUACGAGGAUUUGAUCGCUUUUGCCAAUGCGCUCUCGGCGCCAGAACACAGUCCGAGUACAGAUGAUUUGACGUCCCCUACAGCUCUUAGUGGCAACGAUGGCACGAAUUCUUUCAGCGGCGAAAGAUCCAAAAGCAGAGAGAGUCUUUUCAUAACCGCACAAAAUGACUGGGCGCCCAUUCACCCACCCCGAAAGACGUCGCGCAAGAAGAAAGGGACUCGGAAGCCGCGCAGGAGUCGGGAUGAGACGAGGGAGGGGUAUCUAUACUCGCUGCUCAAAUGGCCGUUGCUUGGUGUGGUGGGAGCGUGGGUUUUUGGCCUGGGGAUCAGUUAUCUGUUUACCAGGUUAUAUAUCUGGCUUUAUGAGAAUUUUGUGGCAUGGAGGGGGAAGAGGGAACGUCUGAGGAGGAAACUGCAGGGUGCGGAGACCUAUGCCGACUGGGUGCGCGCUGCGAAAGAGCUAGAUCGGUUUCUGGGAAAUGAUAAGUGGAAGGAGGAUGACGCCUUUGCGUAUUAUGAUUAUAAGACUGUGAGGAGAGUGCUGGACCAGAUGAAGCGGUCUAGGAGGAAGGUUGAGGCUGAGGAGAGGGGGAUAUUGAAUGGGACUGGAGGGAAGAGAAGGGCGAUUCAGGAAUUGAAAGCCCUCGUCGAAGGUUGUGUGAAGAGCAACUUUGUUGGCGUCGAGAAUUCUAGAUUAUAUUCUCAGACAUAUUAUGGGACAAAGAAUCUUGUUCAGCAAUUCAUUGAAGAGGUCGAGAGGGGAGUCAAAAUUUUGAUAGACACGAACGAACUUGGACCAGAGGAGAAACGAACCCUAUUUAAACGACUACAUACUAAUUUUGGUCGGACUGCCUUGUGCUUGUCAGGAGGCGCCACCUUUGCAUACUACCACUUCGGUGUAGUAAAAGCCCUACUAGACGCAGACCUGCUACCAGAUGUGAUUACUGGUACUUCUGGGGGCGCGCUUGUGGCAGGGCUCAUAGCCACACGCACAAAUGAAGAGCUGAAGAAGCUUCUUGUCCCAGCGCUGGCCGGCCGAAUAGACGCCUGCUCGGAGAGUAUCACAGUAUGGGGGCCUCGUUGGUGGAAAACCGGUGCUCGAUUCGAUACUCUCGAGUGGGCUAAGAAGUGUAGCUGGUUCACGAGGGGAAGCAUGACCUUCCGUGAAGCUUAUGAACGGACGGGAAGGAUUCUCAAUGUAUCCUGCGUCCCUGCGGAUCCCCACUCUCCUACAAUCCUUUGCAACUACUUGACUAGUCCAGACUGUGUCAUCUGGUCAGCAGUUCUUGCAUCAGCUGCCGUUCCAGGCAUCAUGAAUCCCGUUGUUCUCAUGAUGAAGACGAGAGACGGCACCUUGGCCCCCUAUUCCUUCGGUCACAAAUGGAAGGAUGGCAGUCUCCGAACCGAUAUCCCUCUAAAAGCUCUCAACCUCCACUUCAACGUCAACUUCAGCAUCGUGAGCCAAGUAAAUCCUCAUAUCAAUCUCUUCUUCUUCUCAUCCCGCGGUGCCGUCGGACAACCCGUCACCCACCGAAGGGGCCGAGGCUGGCGCGGUGGCUUCCUAGGAAGUGCGACAGAACAAUACCUUAAACUCGAUCUCAACAAAUGGCUUAAAGUCCUCCGGCAUCUAGAACUACUUCCUCGCCCACUCGGUCAAGACUGGAGCGAGAUAUGGCUGCAACAAUUCUCAGGCACCAUCACCAUCUGGCCCCGGGUCAUCAUCUCCGAUUUCUGGCGUAUCCUCAGCGAUCCCGCACCGAAACAGCUCGCCCGGAUGCUCCACGUCGGCCAACAAAGCGCGUUCCCCAAACUGCAAUUCAUCGCGCAUCGGAUGAAAAUCGAGCGGCUGGUUGACCAAGGUCGCAACGAAAACCGUCUUGGUUUCCGCAGAGGGUCGAUUGAGAGUAUCCUGAGCGCAGACGAUCUUAAGAAGCUCCUAAAGAAAAACGGCGAGGAGACGGAGAAUCCAAGCGCGACAGAGGAAGAUACUGACCUGGGCACUACGGGCGAUGAGGAUGAAGAUGUGAAAGGGGAGGCUUUGGAGAUUGCUAUGGCGGCCAAAAUGAAGGUAUGA